CUGUCCCAAGUUAGAGUGCUCAAGGCAGACACCUCUUCAGUAUAUAUUUUUAUAACUAAAUGCAUGGAAACAACCGGAUGUUUUAAUAGCGGAUUUUUUUAUUUACAAUGUGUUUCUUUUGCAAAUAGUCGUGGUUUGAGGAAGUUUUAGAUUUCUAAACGAGGUUGAAUUUUGGAUGAUAGUCGCUUGAGUUCGGAGUUCCAAGAUGAACUUCAAUCUGACGUUCAUCAAAUGUUCGGUGGUGGUGUUCCUGCUGUGCUCUGGGCUGGUGUGCUGUUGGGCAGAGCUGAAUGGCGUGGUGGCGGCCCAGUGGUCCGGCGAUGACAGGAACCGGACGCUGCGACACAGAACCUGUCUGGAGAACCAGCAGUACCUCCACCAGGGUCUCUGCUGCCUCAACUGCCAGGCUGGUACGUUCGUGCAGAGGGCGUGUGACCGGAACAUGGAGCAGGGGACGUGCAUGCCCUGCGAACAUGGCUUCACCUACACAGAACACUCCAACGGGAUGAACCGCUGCCUGCCCUGUACCCACUGUCGCAUGGACCAGAGCCAGACAGUGCCCUGUACCAGUACAACAGACACCCAGUGCCAGUGUCAAACUGGCACCUUCUGCGUGCCAGAGCAGGCCUGUGAGGUCUGCAAGAGAUGUGCCAAUUGUAAAGCGGGGGAGGAGGUGGUGAAGAAAUGCACCCCCAUCUCCAACACUGUGUGUAGGAAACGGGACGUCUCUCCUACCCUCCACCCGACUGCCCUCCCCACCCCCGCCCCCAGCUCAUCAGAGACCAUAGUUACGCCAUUGGUCAUUCUGCUCUUGCUCUUCCUCCUCGCCAUCGGGAUUGGUGUGUGGCUUUGGAUCAAGAGGCCAUGUACAUUUCGGCCAGUUUGUCUCUCAGGUUCAGACAGUUGCUGUGACUCCAGUGACAUCGUGAAGAUUGCCAUUGAUGAGAGUGGGCCCACAGCAGAGGAGAGACAGAACAGCCAGAAUGCUGGCCUGGAGGGGGAGGUGGGCGAGGAGGUCCGUCCCGAGUCACGUCCCCUGCUGCAGGAGACCCAGGAUGGCCUGAUCAAGGCCUCCCCUCCCCUGGGACUGGGGGAAGACGAGGACCGGGGCCUGGGCGACAGCCUGCCCAACACCACCAGCUCCUCCCAGACCAGCCUGUCGGCCCUGCCCACCGCCGGGGCAGCCUCGUCGGGCAGCUCCCCCCGACACAGCCCCUCCGCCCAGAGACUGCAGCCCACAGCCAGGGAUGAUCCUCUGCAGAAUAAACUGGUGUCCCUGCUAGGGGAUGAGACAUCCCUGAAGAAGAGCUUUGACCUCUUCGACGAGUGCCUGGACAUACGGAUCCACAACAAGUUUUUCCGCUACAUCGGCGUCAAUGACAACCACAUCAAGAUGGCUGAGAGUGCCCCCCCUGGCGACAAGGUGUAUGACCUGCUGAAGAACUGGAUGCAGAAGGAGGGCCUGAAGGCGGACAUCAAUGCCCUGCUCCAGGCCCUUCUCAGCCUGGACCAGAGGCGCUCCGCUGAGAGCAUUGCAUUCGCUGCCAUCCAGAAGGGUUACUACAAACACGCAGACACGCCCUGACACCCCCAGCCUACUGGGGGGCGCUGCCUCAGAGACAUGUGUGGAUUGAGAUUAAAUCAAAAACAUUGUUGAAAGACAACUUCAACUCUUAUCGGCCUAAAUGGCCUGAUGUAUUCUGCCAAAUGCCUGUGCUUCUAAAACAACACCAAUGGAGGAUGUUGUCUUUCGAAUAUCUGCCAAUAUGGUCUGGUGUAUUUGGCCUAAAGGCCAGUGCUCUCUAAAACAAAACAUAAAAAACAAAAUGGAGGAGUUGGAGAUGGACGUUGUUUUCUUUGGAAGAUAGCAUUAUUGUCCAAAAAGGCCUGGUGUGUCCAGUCGUCAUGGCUUUCUAAAACAAAACAAAAACAUAAAAUGGUGGAAGAGUUAAAUGUUGUUGAUAGAUGUUGAUGUUGUCUUCCAAGAUGGCCUGAUUUAUUUAGCCUUGCUAGGCCUGAUGUAAGCUGAGAGCUGAUUGGAUGGGUCUGGAGCUCACCUUUGACCUCCAUGAUUUUACGCCCGGCCCCUUCUCUCUGAGCGACUGACAUGGCUUAUAGGCCAAUACCGACCCCUGGGACAGGGACAUACACUGGUUUGUAGGAGUGGCAUUAGCUAGCACAUUCUUAUGCCCAGGCGUUGCUGACGCCUGCCAGAUAUUACAACGCCUGGAUAGGUAUUUUAAGUAUCAGCUAACCACAUCAUAUGUUAUACCAAUCUGUCAGUCAAUGACACAGUCGAUGGCGUGGCACGCAACCACUGUGUCUACUUGAUGCACUGGCCUCUGGCACAUGUAGGGUUUAGAGCUACACGUAACAAAUGCCCAUAUUAGGCAGAAGUUUAUAUGUUUAAACUACAGGUAGAGAUAGGCCAUUUAAGCAUAAUGCUGUUAACAAUUACAGUAAAAUAUGGACCAUAUUGUACUCUGUUAGUUUAAAAUGCAGGUUAAUAUGAGUCAUGACCAUAUUAGAAGUAUUUUAGCCACAGUUAGAUAUGGUUCAUUUCAAUAUUUACAUAUUUCUGUGUAAAUAUGUGUCAUACGGUGGUCCGUUACUGUUACAGUUUUUUUUUUUUCUUCCAGAAUUCAUUUAUGAAUUAAAACGUGCCAUAGGCUCAUUUAAAGUGUAUACGUGCAGGUAAGGGCGAGGACGUAAACAUUUUUUGUUUUUCAUAAGUGACUAAACUGAAUGUUUUAUAGACUGCAUUGUUAGUUAUUUAGUUUUUCAGUGUUAAUGCAUUCUCACACUUGUUGGAAGGAGUUUCUGUAGCUAUUUCUUUUGUUCGUGAAAUGUUUCUCAAAUGUUUCCUACAAACACUCAGAGCCCUCAAGGUUUCAUAUUUUUGUAUUUAUUGACAUAUUUAUUUUAAACGAAUUAUAAUUACGUGUCAUUAUUUAUGCAAUUACGAACACAGCAGCCCUGGAAAACUAAAUAGGGCAGUAAUGUGUUGCUACAUUAUCAUGACUACAUUUAUCUAGAGGGCAACAUGACUGAGGUCAAAUAGACAGACAGGAGUGGCUGACCUGCAUUUGGGGUUAAUCCUGUCCUGCUCGAUGGCGCCGAACUGAUCAAAGACUAUGUUCAGUCAGUGCACAUACAGUCAAAGAAGUUCAUAGUUACCAUAUGCCAUUUCUGCACAUAGAGUUUCUUAUUCAAUCAAGCAUGUCAUCAUAAUGUCACUUUUGUGUUUUGGCUCUUGUAAUUAUGCUUAACUCGACAUUUGUCAGUCCAUUGGUGGACUAUUGAAAACGUCUCUCUCUGUGUUAGAGGGCAGGCUUUUCAAGCCACAAAUUAUAUGCCUGAUUCACACUGUAGGGCCGACCUAAACUGUACUUUUCACAUUGUCCAGUAUAGCUCUGCUCGGUUUGGCUCAGUAGUGUGAAAAGGUUAAUAAUGUAUUGAUAAAAAGUUGGACUCCUUUAUACAUGUCAACAAAGACAUGAAUAUACAGGUACGCAAAUCACGUUGUUUCUCAUUGUUUGGCUCUGUCGAGAAGAUGAAGGAAAGCUUUUCUGGAUAUUUAAGUCCCAAGUUAUUUUAAAUUUUUGAAAAGUCCAAGUUUAUUUCCUGUAGCGUCCUUUGUACCUACAUUACAAAGAGUGGAUUUAUGUGCUUCACAAAAUAUUAUAUAUAUAUAUAUAUAUAUAUAUAUAUAUAUAUAUAUAUAUAUAUAUAUAUAUAUAUAUAUAUAUAUUUACAGUUUUAUUAACAAAAAAAGAAAAGCCUUAAAACAGAAGGAACCAAAUGAAGUGUGAAGUAAGAUGCUUAGAAUAGACCUAGCGAGGCCAUAAGUGGUUAAUUGUUAGACCUAAGUACUAGCGUAUGAUUACUAAGUACUAGCACAUUAAACUUGGUUUGGCCCCUUUUUCCCUCCAGUCUAGUGGCUACACUUAUGUCAAAGAGGGAAGAAUUAUAUUUUAGCCAACAGAUUUGAAGCUACAGUGCUGGCACUGCCAUCUAGUGACGGACAAUGAAAAAACAGCCUGCAUCAAUUUCAAGGGACCUUUUUUUUCCUAAUUCUUCCUAAUGCUUUUCUACAAACUUUUUUAACACAUCUCUUCCAUUACGAUAGUACCUUUGAGACUGCUUUUGGCUCUUUUUUUAUGAAGUUUUAGGAGUUAGGAUUAUACAUUGGCAUUCAUAUCAUGUUUGCUCUGUGGCAGUCUCACACCUCACUUCUGUUUAUUUCGUUGCAUAGCUCCAAAACUUGUUUAUACUGCCUAUGUAAAUGUUUUAUGAACAAAUGUUUUUUCUUAUUUAAGUCAUUUUCUCCCUUAGACAAUUGUUUGCUAGUGUCUGGAUUUCAGAUAAGAAUGUGUCAAAGCCAUUGUAUUUGUUUAAUGUCAAUUUGAAAUAAACAUUUUGUACAAAUA
Messenger RNA from Coregonus clupeaformis (lake whitefish), 4430 nucleotides. Its product is annotated as tumor necrosis factor receptor superfamily member 10B. The transcript has 10 exons. Lineage: Eukaryota; Metazoa; Chordata; Actinopteri; Salmoniformes; Salmonidae. Bases 206 to 1585 code for a protein of 459 amino acids. Gene Ontology annotation, molecular function: protein binding. The record is from RefSeq and is a predicted model, not a curated record. Gene Ontology annotation, cellular component: plasma membrane; cell surface. Gene Ontology annotation, biological process: positive regulation of apoptotic process; TRAIL-activated apoptotic signaling pathway.